GCUAUAAAAAGUUGAUUCGAUUUCAUUAAAAUCUUAAAAAAGUCUCCUUUGAGAAGGUAGCUAUGUGUAAACCCAAGCCAUCCUCUCCCUCCUCAUUCUUCUCUUCAAAGAAAACUCAUUUCGCAAAUCCCAACAAAACCAUGGACGAUGUCUACAGUGGUGAAGAACUCCAUAGAUGGCCAACUCCCUAUGAGGUAGUGGAGGAAAUCAAAGCCAUGGGGAAGAUAUCAAGCCCGACAGCUCUUACAGGUCUGAUCAUGUAUUCAAGAGCUAUGAUUUCCAUGAUUUUUCUUGGGCACCUCGGACAGCUCGAGCUCGCAGGAGGGUCUCUCUCGAUAGGCUUUGCCAACAUCACCGGUUACUCGGUUAUCUCCGGCUUGGCCAUGGGAAUGGAGCCCAUUUGUGGGCAAGCAUACGGCGCGAAACAAUGGAAGCUACUGGGUUUAACUCUGCAAAGAACGGUUUUACUUCUGCUCUCCACCUCCAUCCCCAUAUCAGCCAUGUGGCUCAACAUGAAGAGGAUCCUCUUGUGGUGCGGCCAAGACGAAGAAAUCUCAUCAAUGGCGCAUGUCUUUAUAGUGUUCUCCAUCCCGGACCUGUUCUUCCUCUCCCUCCUCCACCCCCUUCGGAUCUACUUGAGGACCCAAGGCAUUACGUUGCCGUUGACAUACUGCUCUGCAAUCUCUGUUCUUCUCCACGUCCCACUAAAUUUCCUUCUAGUCGUGCAUUUCAAGAUGGGUAUUGCAGGGGUGGCCAUAGCCAUGGUGUGGACCAAUCUCAAUCUCUUCCUCUUGCUAUCGGCCUUUAUUUUCUUCUCCGGUGUCUACAAGGACUCAUGGGUUGCGCCGAGCAUGGACUGCCUCCGAGGGUGGUCGUCGUUGCUGGGGCUGGCCGUGCCAACCUGCGUCUCAGUGUGCCUCGAGUGGUGGUGGUAUGAGUUCAUGAUAAUGCUAUGUGGGCUGCUUGUUAAUCCGAAAGCGACCAUUGCUUCCAUGGGAAUCCUUAUCCAAACAACAUCUUUGGUUUAUGUCUUCCCAUCAUCUCUAAGCCUUGGUGUGUCGACAAGGGUGGGGAAUGAGCUAGGCGCCAACAGACCGGCUAAGGCCCGCAUCGCCAUGAUCGUGUCUCUCGCAUGUGCGGCAGCUCUAGGCCUUGCAGCAAUGCUGUUCACUACGCUGGUGAGACAUCGGUGGGGUCUAUUUUUCACCGACGAUGCCGAAAUUCUUGAGCUCACCUCAGUAGCAUUGCCCAUAGUUGGGCUCUGUGAGCUCGGCAAUUGCCCGCAGACCACCGGCUGCGGGGUGUUGAGAGGCAGCGCCAGACCAACGACCGGCGCCAAUAUUAACUUGGGAUCUUUCUACUUGGUGGGUAUGCCAGUCGCCAUCUUCAUGGGCUUUGUGGCCAAAAUGGGCUUUGCAGGGCUCUGGAUUGGCCUGCUGGCAGCACAGGCAUCAUGUGCCAUACUCAUGCUGUAUGUCCUAGGCACCACAGAUUGGGUGGUUCAAGCGGAGAGAGCAAGAGAACUAACAAAUGCUUCAUUGUCAUCAUCAUCUUUUACUAAGGAAGCCACAAAGGUUCCUAAUUUGGAGGAGAUUUUGUGUGUUAAUGAUGGACUUGUGAAGUCAGACUCACAAGAAACAGAUCCUCUCAUUUCAACACCCAUUGUGAAUCCCAUUAAUUAAUUAAAGCCUUACCCUUCAAAGGAGAGUGCUUCUUUCUA
This is a messenger RNA of Nelumbo nucifera (sacred lotus), 1720 nucleotides long. Its product is annotated as protein DETOXIFICATION 48-like. Gene Ontology annotation, biological process: xenobiotic detoxification by transmembrane export across the plasma membrane. Gene Ontology annotation, molecular function: antiporter activity; xenobiotic transmembrane transporter activity. Gene Ontology annotation, cellular component: membrane. The record is from RefSeq and is a predicted model, not a curated record. Lineage: Eukaryota; Viridiplantae; Streptophyta; Magnoliopsida; Proteales; Nelumbonaceae.